This is a messenger RNA of Penicillium griseofulvum, 3390 nucleotides long. RefSeq names its product ankyrin repeat protein. The coding region runs from base 1 to 3390 and encodes 1129 amino acids. Lineage: Eukaryota; Fungi; Ascomycota; Eurotiomycetes; Eurotiales; Aspergillaceae. Gene Ontology annotation, biological process: transmembrane transport; metal ion transport. Gene Ontology annotation, molecular function: metal ion transmembrane transporter activity; protein binding. The transcript has a single exon. The record is from RefSeq and is a predicted model, not a curated record. Gene Ontology annotation, cellular component: membrane.
AUGCCACCCUCCCGCUCCAGUGUAACGAGCGACAGCCAUGAGCGCCUCGAGCCACGACUCCUGCGCGCCGCAGAAUCAAAUGAUGUUGACUCCCUCAAAAAGACAAUAGCCCUCGCCCAAGAGUGCAAUCAAUUAACCGAUAACUUCCUCCGCAUCGGACUAAUGCGCAGCGCAGAACGAGCAUGCAUCGCUGCAACAGAAUGUCUCCUUACACUCGGCGCAAAAACAGACGUACCCUCAAAUCGCGCCUCACCACUCCUCCGCGCCGUCGAGCGCGAUCACUACGAAAUAGUCCGUCUCCUUCUCGACCACGGGGCGAGCCCAGACUCAGCCGAUAAAGAGGGUCGCACGGCCCUGAUGACAGCUGCGUGGAAGAAUCACGCUGAUAUUCUGCAUCUACUCAUUCUCCGCGGCGCGGACGCGUGCAAGCGCGAUCUGCGCCGUCGGAAUGUAUUGCAUAAUCUCGCGGCUGAUCAGGCUUGUCGGUGGGGGUGGGGGGAUGAGAUUGUGAGGAUGUUAUUGAAGACAAAGUGUCCUCUCGAUGGGGAUGAAGGACAAGAUGAGCUUGGGCGAACGCCAUUGCAUUGGGCUUGUGCUUCGGGGAAGUGGAGGUUGGCGGAGAUGUUGCUGACGAGGACUGGGGAGGGGGAGGGGGAUGAGCGGAGGCCAGCGGAGGUUGAUGCUGUUGAGCUGCGUGGUAAGACCGCGUUGCAUAUUGCCACAGCUCACGACCGGGCGGAUAUCGUGCAACUGUUGCUUACGCACAAGGCUGCCGUCAAUGCUGCAAGUGACGGUGGAUGGACGCCGCUUCAUAAUGCCUGUGAUAAGGGGUGUGAGGCUAUUGUUCGGAUUUUGAUCAACGAAGGCGCACAGAUCAAUGCACAGCUUUUAAAUGGUAUUACGCCGCUGCAUCUUGCUGCCCAGGGGGGUCAUAGCGAGGUUGUAAAGUGUCUUCUCGAGAGGCCGGAUCUGAAGCGGAGGGUUAGGGAUAAUUUUGGCAGUACACCGUUUCUGCGCGCGGCGCAAUUCAAGCGCAAGGAUAUUGUGCUCCUGCUUGCGCCGUUUAACAAUGUUGAGAGUCUGUCUGAUGAUGUCAAAGAGGCUUGUGCUGCUUUCGACGCUACUGUUGUUGAUUUUGGAAACUUUCAUAAUGAGAAUCGGGUUAAGCGCAUGUCGGUGUUUAAUCUACUUUAUGGGAGGGAUCAGGAGAAUCCUAGGAAACAGGCUGUUACCACUGUGCCAGCUGAUAGUCGUGCGACUGAUUUCCGGUGGAUUCACUUGCCGGCGAAUAAUAUGGCCUGGGUGGAAGCCCUGCUCACCAAGUCUUUUAUUGAGGAGGGAGCCCACGAUGUUGAUGGAUUCAAAGGACUAGAGAAGUCUUUUAACUAUCAACAUCGGGGUCAAAGGACUCACUCGCACUUUAUGCGGCCAUUGUGUCAGAACACGCCUCGGACAAUGUUGCGGCGAUAUGAAGAAGAGACUUCGGAGGAGCCUGUGUCUGAUCAUGGGCAAGUGAAGGCUGUGGAUAAUCCUGCCCGCAAGCAAAAAGGCACAGGUGGCAAGCCCGACAAGGCGGAUUCUUAUUUCCCCGAUGAAGGGCAUGGGAAAAAAGGCAAAAACAAUCCAAAGCGUGGCAAGUCUGGUAGCGCACCGGGAACUCCCAAGCAGCAGGAGACGAAAGGGAAGUCACAGUGGGGCCAGAGUGAGAAACAGGCGAAAUCAUCGCCAUUAUAUGCAUCGAGCUUUUGUAAAGAUCCUCACCCUCUGGUUUCUGCAUGCAAUGUCUGCGUAUUCAUGCCAUAUCUACACUUUGAGACUGCGGAACGCAGACAGCAGAUGCAGGAGGCAAUCUCACGAGCAGAAACGCUGGAGUUUGUAUCCAAUGGGAUAAAGAGAACGCGCACAAGAGACGUGUUGCUUAUCGACGCCCAUCUGUCAUCCUCAACGACCUCCCUCCAUGUCCGUCGAACACUGGAUCAGUUUUUCUACCCAAACAUCGAUACCCAGAGCCGUGAUCAGGAUCAAGUCGUGUACCGGUACCAAACAAAAAGCCCCGGAAUGGGGGUGGAACCCAAGAUAUUCAUGGUUGAUCAACUGUGGAUGUGGGUUCUAGGCACGAAUCUGAUUGUAACAGCCUUCCCGCAGAGAUGGGAUCAGCCCAAGAAUGACCCGCUCAACGUUCUGGAUGGGAUUAUUGAAGAUAUCAAUUCUAAGACCCGAGACCCUGUCAAAUCCGUCUAUGAUCUAGCUAUGAUAAUCACAAAUCGAUGUUCGGGCGUCUUCGAUCGACAUCGCUUGGGUGACGAGGAGUACCAGUUCCUAGAUAUGUUCGAGUCGUCUAUUGGUAUAGCUACGGACAAAGAGACCGUGCUGUUUAACCAAUUCAACCAUGCUUCCGGACAGGCAUCGGACUGGCUGAAAAGCCACCGGAAACUGAACGGUUCCUAUAGUUCUCCGCCAAAGUCCGGCAAUGGCAUAGACGACGAUCAAAGCAGCAAAUACUGCGACGAGGAUGGCCAGCCACUGUUUGUCGACCGACUCCUAGAUAUCGGUCAGGAAACGAAUCUAUUAGCCGAGACAAAGGACAUCCGAGACGAGCUGAACAUGAUUCGGACGGUGCUGGAACACCAGAACAACGUAUUGCUUGACUUCCAAGAAGUCAUCUGCGAGACCUACCAAGGCCAGCACCGAUCACAAUUCGAGGUCAAGAAACGAUUCAAAGACCAACAGCGCAUGAUCGACAUGCACCUGAAGGACAUUGACCGCAUGGAUAAACAGGCUGAGCGCAUCUACCACUCCAUCACCGAUCUGCUCGAUCUCAAGCAAAAACACGCCAAUGCCUUUGAAGCACGUUUUGCCCGUGAUCAGGCUGCUGGUACAACCCGCCAGGGAAAGACAAUUAUGGUCUUCACUAUUGUUACUAUCAUCUUUCUGCCAUUGUCGUUUAUUGCCUCCAUCUUCACGAUCAACUUGAAAGAAUUCGAAAAUUUGAAUCUCGGCUAUGUGUCAAAGUAUACCUUUGGUAUUGGUUUUGCAAUUUCCAUCCCACUUGUCUGGCUCGCUCUCACGGUUGAUGAUAUUGGUGGUUUCUUCCGUGUGGGCAGCCGGCGCUGGCGGUCUAGCCGGGAGAAGAUGCUUGCGAAGAGUGAACGGCUUGCGAAAAGCGAACGUGGUGAGGAAACGCUCCAGGCUUUGGAGAUGGAGAAAAUGAUAAGUCUUUCGCGUAUGCGGAGGAGCAUCGACGCUGGAUAUGGUGGUAAUUUGUUACCUGUUUCUUCACGCGGCACCGGGGCGUCGAGGCGGCCUGAUUUAUAUGUCGGUGGAUUAGGAAAUGGCAGUGUGCGAAAAAGCUACGAUUUGCGGUCCAGUCAGGACUACAGAUCACGAUGA